Molecule: messenger RNA, 2250 nt
Organism: Siniperca chuatsi (mandarin fish)
Lineage: Eukaryota; Metazoa; Chordata; Actinopteri; Centrarchiformes; Sinipercidae
Gene: pdia3
Product: protein disulfide isomerase family A, member 3
Exons: 13
Coding region: 223-1713 (496 amino acids)
Biological process (GO): response to endoplasmic reticulum stress; protein folding
Cellular component (GO): endoplasmic reticulum; cell surface
Molecular function (GO): protein disulfide isomerase activity
Source: RefSeq, a predicted model, not a curated record
UAGGAGCGGUCCCGCUGCCUGCCUGAACAUCUUCACCGCCUCGGUCCCUUUCUCUUUCUCUAUCGACUAGUCUGCAUCAGGCCCUGUCCGAGGAGCUUGCAGCCUUGGGUUUCACGUCGCCGAAGCGCUGAAGAGGGGCUGCCACGGACACAAUUUGCAAUUCAAACUUUUUUUUUUGUUUAACAUAAAAGUGAAGACGACUUUUAACUAGUGCGGUGUGCGAUGUUUAGACUGAUCUUUUUGGCCGCUCUUGCCGGGUUCACCCGGGCCAGUGAUGUGCUUGAUUACACGGAUGAUGAUUUCGAAAGCAAGAUUGGAGACCAUGGGCUCGCACUUGUGGAAUUUUUUGCGCCUUGGUGUGGCCAUUGUAAACGGCUAGCACCUGAGUACGAGGCAGCCGCCACACGUCUGAAAGGGAUUGUCUCUCUGGUCAAGGUUGACUGCACAGCCAACAGCAACACAUGCAGCAAAUAUGGUGUCAGUGGCUACCCGACCCUGAAGAUCUUCAGAGAUGGAGAGGAAUCUGGUCCUUAUGAUGGUCCCAGAACUGCAGAUGGGAUCGUCAGUUUCCUUAAGAAGCAAGCUGGCCCAGCUUCUGUGGAGCUCAAGGCUGAUGCAGACUUGCAGAAGUUCAUUUCAGACCAAGACGCAAGUGUUGUUGGGUUUUUUGCUGAUGGCCAGAGCACAGCACAGACGGAGUUCAUGAAGGCAGCCAGCGCCUUGAGGGACAACUACCGCUUCGCCCACACCAACUCUGAGGCUCUCCUCCAGAGCCUCAACAUUGACGGAGAGGGAGUCAUCCUGUUCCGCCCACCACGGCUCAACAACAAGUUCGAAGACAGCUCCGUCAAAUUCAGCGAGGACAAAUACACCAGCAGCAAAAUCAAGAGGUUCAUCCAGGACAACAUCUUUGGAAUCUGCCCCCACAUGACAGAUGACAACAAAGACCAGCUGAGGGGGAAAGACCUGCUGGUGGCUUAUUAUGAUGUUGAUUAUGACAAAAACCCCAAGGGCUCCAACUACUGGAGGAACAGGGUGAUGAAGGUGGCUAAGGGCUUCCUGGAUCAGGGCAAGAAGCUGAACUUUGCCGUGGCCAACAAGAACAUAUUCAGCCAUGAUGUGUCUGAGUUCGGCCUGGAUGGCAGCUCAGGAGAACUGCCUGUGGUGACCCUCCGUACUGCCAAGGGAGACAAAUACGCCAUGACUGAGGAGUUCUCUCGUGAUGGAAAAGCUCUGGAGCGUUUCCUGCAGGACUACUUUGACGGCAAGUUGAAGCGCUACCUCAAAUCAGAACCCAUCCCAGAAAACAACGACGGACCUGUCAAGGUUGUGGUGGCUGAGAACUUCGACUCCAUCGUCAAUGACGACAGCAAAGACGUGCUGAUCGAGUUCUACGCUCCGUGGUGCGGACACUGCAAGAACCUGGAGCCCAAAUUCAACGAGCUGGGAGAGAAGCUUGCUGAUGAUCCCAACGUCGUCAUUGCCAAGAUGGAUGCCACAGCCAACGAUGUGCCAUCUCCAUAUGAAGUCAGCGGUUUCCCCACAUUGUACUUUGCCCCCGCUGGACAAAAGAUGAGCCCAAAGAAAUACGAGGGAGGUCGCGAGGUGAGCGACUUCAUCUCCUACCUGAAGAAGGAGGCCACCAACCCCUUAGUGAUGCAGGAGGAGUCCAAGAAGAAGAAGAAGAAGAAGGACGACAAGUCAGAGCUAUAAAAGCUCCUAACAGGAACUCAACAACCCCACCCACACACACCCACCCACGCACACAUACACACACAUACACACCCACAACAGGAGGAAGAGGAUUGGGGAAAUCCAUGCAAAGAAAGAACUAAAUUAUAUUCAACUCUCUUAGUGAACUACCGAAUGCUCUGAAGCCAAGUCAAAAAGACGCGGCGCUCCCGUUUAGGUCCUCAGCUGCUCUGGGGAAACUGUGGAAGGUGGAGAGGUGGUGGCCAGGGCCUGCCCGAUGUUUAAAAACAAAAACAAAUUUUUAGGGAAGAGGGGACAACUUUUGAAAAUUCUGAUUUUUAUUUCCCCUGGUCUGUCUAUCACACCUCAGGCUGAUGCACUUUGGUUUGACCACCACUGGUUUCUCCAGUCAUGUCGCUUUGGUUUUUGUUGUUGUCAUCGUCACAGGGGAUAAUGGUAAUGGUGAAUUCCUUUUAUUUUCUUUUUUCUUUUUGUAACACGUCUUUGUUUUUGUACAUUUGGAAGGAUUGUGAAAUAAAAUGGCCCACAAAACCAAAA